UUUAAUUUGAUGGGUUUGGGUUUAAAUAAAUUAGGCGUUUAGGUAUCAUUCGAAGAACAGAAUAGAUGUUACGUUCCUUUUCAUCUUCACUUGACAAAGUUUCUCUUUUCAUGGCAUCGGAAAAACCUCAACGUCUUCAUCAAAUUGCAGGAACCAACUUCCACAACACAACAAAGAGGGCAAAAACCAUGGCCACUUCCACUGCAACAAUGUCCACUAUGAAGGAUCCUUUUACCAAAUAUGUUGAAUAUCUUAAUAACCUUAAUGAUAAGCGAGAAAGAGUGGUCAAAGCGAGUCGAGAUAUAACAAUGAAUAGCAAAAAGGUCAUAUUUCAAGUUCACAGGAUGAGUAAAUACAAUAAAGUGGAAGUACUUGAGAAAGCAGAAAAGGACUUAGCAGCUGUGACAAAUCAGUUCGUGUCUCGACUAGUCAAAGAAUUGCAGGGAACUGAUUUUUGGAAGCUAAGACGAGCCUACUCGCCUGGGAUACAGGAGUAUGUCGAAGCAGCUACAUUCUGCAGUUUCUGUAAAAAUGGAACUCUUUUGACGCUUUAUGAAAUAAAUAACACAUUGUUACCACUUAGCGAUCCUUCUCUUCAACCUCUGCAGAUAAACAUCCUUGACUAUCUUUUAGGGCUUGCAGAUUUGACCGGCGAGCUCAUGCGAUUGGCUAUUGGUAGGAUAUCAGACGGUGAACUUGAAUUUGCUGAGAAAAUAUGCAGUUUUGCACGUGAUAUAUAUAGGGAGCUUACACUCGUCGUGCCACAUAUGGAUGAUAGUUCUGAUGUGAAAACAAAGAUGGAUACGAUGCUUCAAAGUGUCAUGAAAAUCGAGAAUGCUUGCUUUAGUGUUCAUGUGAGGGGGUCAGAGUAUAUUCCACUUUUGGGAUCAAAUGAUCCAAGUUCAUUCUUAGUAGGAGUUCAAGAUAUUGAACUAUGAGGUUUAUCUAUUGGAAACAUAAUGAACGCUAUACUGAUGAGUGAUAUUUACAGUGAUUCGUAGCGAAGACGAAAUGUAUGGUUGUUUGUCAUUUUAUUUUAAUCGUUGAACAUUUCACUUAAUGUUAUUAGGCUUGUUUUCUUAGUUUUCUCUUAGAUUCAAGAAACUUUGGCAUAAAAAUAGAAUUAUGCUACCAUAUGAAUAUUUUGGUUUUGAAAUGUAGGUAGUUUUAAUUGGAUAAACCAUGAAUUGUCCACAUCUUACAUUUAUUUUACUGUGAUAUAUUGUGUAACUGAUGUAGAAGGCUAAUUCCAGAAUGGACCAACUUUAUAGGUGGACCAAUCAUGAAUGAUAAUAACCUUUAUAAAGUAUCUUUUUCUUUCA
This is a messenger RNA of Lathyrus oleraceus (garden pea), 1322 nucleotides long. RefSeq lists its product as uncharacterized. NCBI's taxonomy places the organism in Eukaryota, Viridiplantae, Streptophyta, Magnoliopsida, Fabales, Fabaceae. Gene Ontology annotation, molecular function: sequence-specific DNA binding. Bases 66 to 938 code for a protein of 290 amino acids. The record is from RefSeq and is a predicted model, not a curated record. The transcript has 8 exons.